AAAAAAUGAAUACGCAAAAUAGAAUAGCAAAAUUCGAGUAAAAAUAUCGCGGAAUAUAAAAAUUAUUAGGUGCAUAAAUAAAAAAUAGUAAAAGUACAACGUUAAAAUAAAAAUCUGCGCAACAUAAUUCCUUUCAAGAAAAAGAGCCAUAAAAAUCGAUUCUCCAAGAAGUUAGUCAGUCGUCGUCAGUCAUACGCUGCGUGAAAGUAAAGCCUUGUCGGCGCGGGCGUCCGUGUAGCGCCAGUCCAACAUUGCUGCUACUUUUGAAGCAAUUUAAAGGUGCUUAAAACAAAUACAAAUAAACGUGGGGUGGCAAGCUACACUUACUGAAAAGUGGAGCGCGCGAAGUGUGCAAUUUUCGCCCCGCUAUUCAGAUUCACCUUCGUAGCUACUAAAAAUGCCAGCGCAGUGUUUUUCACAAUCAAAAUCAAACGCGACAAAGCGCACAAAGCAGUGAACGGGGAUGUGUGUGUGUAUGUAUGUACGCCAGAGUGCAUGUGUGAAUUAAUAUUAUGUAUACAUAAUAUUUGCCAGUUUGUUUGCUUCUUGUUAAAAUCGUGAAUUACGUACCACAACAACCCCGCAUUUGUACACAAGUGAAUGUAAUUAACUAAUUUUAAGCUAAUAUUUGAACCUGUCCAAAUCAACGCGUAUGGUGUGCCUGUCAUUGUAAAUAAAGUAUUCCCCCCACUCUCAAUCUCUCAAAACAGCGAAACAAUAACAAAAGAACGGUUGCUCGCGAACGAAAUGAAAAUAUUCCCAAAGCCAGCCCGCAUGACGUCUUAUUAGACGUGCGUGCCUGUGUCGUCUGCGGGGCGCUAAUUAAAAGCAAAAGCCCCACUCAAUUCGGCCACUGAGUCACCCAAACUAUUGCGUUUACAUUUCACCUGUCCUGAGGCUUGCGUGCCCAUUGCUAGCGCACAACUCCAAUUCCACGCGCGACCCCAGGCGCAGUAAAAAUACACACAUAAAAAACACUAACAACAACAAAAGCAAAUACUCCGAACUAGCUGCUGUCCCAUCAAUCCUGUCGGUCUAUAUUUUUCUGCGAGCGACGCGACAGGGACGCGACGUGACUUGCCUGUCCUGGCCUAGCCUGUCCGAGUGAAUGAAUCAGACGCUUGCUAACUCGCUCUCUCGCUCGCCCACCCACGCUAGAGGAAUUCAUUGAAAACCGCGCGCAAACAAAACACACAUACAAACAAAACACAUAAACAUACUCGUAUACAUAAAUAGAACAUCGCUUUGACGCUCUUCUACGCACGGCCUUCGCGAUGUCAAGUGAUAAGAUCAAAGUUGCUGUGAGGGUGCGACCCUUUAAUCGACGUGAAAUCGAAUUGGGUACAAAAUGCAUAGUGGAAAUGGAAAAACAGCAGACGAUACUGCAAAAUCCACCGACAUUGGACAAAAUCGAAAGAAAACAACCAAAGACAUUUGCAUUCGAUCACUGCUUCUACUCGUUAAGUCCAGAAGACGACAACUUUGCGUCUCAAGAGACGGUUUUCGAUUGCGUGGGACGUGAUAUUCUAGACAAUGCAUUCCAAGGCUACAAUGCGUGCAUAUUUGCCUAUGGCCAGACAGGUUCUGGCAAAUCCUACACGAUGAUGGGCUCACAAGAGAGCAAAGGCAUAAUACCACGCCUCUGUGAUAAGCUAUUCUCAGCGAUUGCAAACAAGUCCACACCCGAUCUCAUGUACAAGGUGGAGGUGUCAUAUAUGGAAAUCUACAAUGAGAAAGUGCACGAUCUGCUCGAUCCAAAGCCCAACAAGCAAUCGCUAAAGGUGCGCGAACACAACGUCAUGGGUCCCUAUGUGGAUGGUCUGUCCCAACUGGCCGUUGCAUCAUACAAGGACAUUGACAACCUGAUGACCGAAGGCAACAAAUCGCGCACAGUCGCUGCCACUAACAUGAAUGCCGAGUCGUCACGAUCGCAUGCCGUUUUCUCCGUAGUACUCACCCAAAUACUCACAGAUCAAGCUACUGGAGUGAGUGGUGAGAAGGUAUCGCGCAUGUCGUUGGUCGACUUGGCUGGUUCCGAGCGCGCUGUAAAAACCGGUGCCGUUGGCGAUCGCCUUAAAGAGGGCUCCAAUAUCAACAAAUCUUUGACCACGCUAGGUUUGGUUAUAUCCAAAUUGGCCGAUCAAACGAACGGCAAGAAAGGUGGUAACGACAAGUUUGUGCCAUAUCGAGACUCCGUAUUGACUUGGCUAUUGAAAGACAAUCUUGGAGGAAAUUCGAAGACAGUGAUGGUGGCCACCAUCUCGCCGUCGGCCGAUAACUACGAAGAAACUUUGUCUACACUGCGAUACGCGGAUCGAGCCAAGCGCAUUGUUAAUCAUGCCGUUAUCAAUGAAGAUCCGAAUGCUCGAAUUAUACGUGAACUGCGUCAUGAGGUGGAAACUCUGCGCAAUAUGUUGAAACAUGCUACUGGAUCGCCAGUUGGUGAUGUGCAGGACAAACUGGCAGAAAGUGAGAAUCUGAUGAAGCAAAUUUCACAGACAUGGGAGGAGAAAUUGGUGAAGACCGAACGCAUACAAAACGAACGACAACAGGCACUCGAGAAAAUGGGCAUCAGUGUGCAAGCGAGCGGCAUUAAAGUGGAGAAGAACAAAUACUAUUUAGUCAAUUUAAAUGCAGAUCCGUCCCUCAACGAACUGUUAGUUUACUAUCUAAAGGAACGCACCUUGAUUGGCGGCCGCAGCAUUUCAGGACAGCAGCCAGACAUUCAACUUUCCGGCCUGGGCAUACAGCCGGAACAUUGCAUUAUCACCAUCGAGGAUAGUGGACUCUAUAUGGAGCCAGUGCAGGGUGCUAGAUGUUUUGUCAACGGCUCGGCAGCGGUAGAAAAGACGCCGCUACAGAAUGGCGAUCGCAUACUGUGGGGUAACCAUCACUUUUUCCGCGUCAACUCACCAAAGAGCAACAAUACGAAUAUGUGCGCUUCAGAGCCACAAACGCCAGCACAGCUCAUCGACUACAAUUUUGCGCGCGAUGAAAUUAUGCAGAACGAACUCAGUAACGAUCCCAUACAGACAGCCAUAGCUCGGCUGGAGCGUCAGCACGAGGAGGACAAACAGGUCGCGCUGGAGAAGCAACGUCAAGAGUACGAACGACAGUUCCAGCAACUGCGCAACAUCCUUUCGCCCAGUACUCCCUACGCGCCAUAUGCUCCCUACGAUCCACUACGCAUGGGCAAGGUAACGCCCAAUACGCCCACCUCGCAGAUGCGUGUAGAAAAAUGGGCUCAGGAACGUGACGAAAUGUUCAAACGCUCCUUGGGUCAAUUGAAGACAGAUAUAAUGCGGGCCAAUUCGCUGGUACAAGAGGCAAAUUUUCUGGCUGAAGAAAUGGAGAAGAAGACAAAGUUUUCUGUGACGCUCCAAAUACCGCCGGCCAACUUGAGUCCCAAUCGACGACGUGGUGCCUUUGUCAGCGAGCCGGCCAUACUUGUGAAGCGCCUGAACUCGGGCAGUCAGAUAUGGACGAUGGAGAAGUUGGAGAAUAAGCUUAUCGAUAUGCGAGAGAUGUAUCAGGAGCAUAAGGAGCGUGUGAUCAAUGGCCUGCCCCUUGUAGAGCAAUUCUCAGACGACGAAGACGACGAUAAGGACGAUGAGAAUGCCAAGCCACAAGAUCCCUUCUAUGAGUCGCAGGAGAAUCACAAUCUCAUUGGUGUGGCCAACAUUUUCCUGGAGGUUCUAUUCCACGAUGUCAAAUUAGAUUACCAUACGCCCAUCAUCAGUCAGCAGGGCGAAGUAGCGGGCCGUCUGCAGGUUGAAGUUCAGCGCAUUGCUGGCCAAAUGCCUCAAGAUCGUAUGUGCGAAUCCGUAUCGGAGUCUUCGGCCGAUUCGCGCGAUGAAUAUGACGAUCCAGUCGAUCCCAUGGCUAAUCAAAUCACCUGUCGCGUCACCAUCAAGUGUGCCUCUGGUCUGCCACUGUCGCUGUCAAACUUCGUCUUCUGUCAGUACACCUUCUGGGGUCAUCAGGAAAUUGUGGUGCCCGUCAGGAAUGCCGAGGCCAUGGCCCAUGACCAGAACAUGGUGUUCAAGUUCGAGCACACUCAGGACUUUACCGUCGCCAUCAACGAAGAGUUUCUGGAGCAUUGCAUUGAAGGUGCACUGUCCAUUGAGGUGUGGGGACAUCGUAGUGCUGGCUUCUCCAAAUCCAAAGGCUGGGAAGUGGAGCAACAGCAGGCCAAAGCGCGUUCGCUGGUCGAUCGCUGGGCCGAAUUGUCGCGCAAAAUCGAACUUUGGGUGGAGAUACACGAACUCAACGACAAUGGCGAGUACUCGCCCGUCGAGGUAACCAACCGCAAUGAGGUCCUCACUGGAGGCAUCUAUCAAUUGCGUCAGGGCCAGCAGAGACGCGUCAAUGUGCGUGUAAAACCGGUACAAAAUUCCGGUACAUUGCCAAUCAUCUGCCAGUCCAUAGUCAACGUGUCUAUAGGCAGUGUUAUUAUGCGCUCACGCCUGCAGCGACCGCUCGACUCCUAUCAAGAGGAGGACCUGACCGUACUGCGUGAAAAGUGGAGCGAGGCUUUGGGGCGACGGCGUCAAUAUCUUGACCAGCAAAUACAAAAGCUUAUCAAGAAGGAGGAAAAAAGUGAACAGGAACGUGAACGCGAGCUCAGUCUUGUGCAUCAGUGGGUCUCAUUGACAGAGGAACGCAAUGCAGUGCUGGUUCCUGCGCCAGGCUCGGGCAUACCUGGUGCUCCGGCAUCCUGGGAGCCACCAGCAGGCAUGGAACCGCAUGUUCCUGUGCUCUUUCUCAACCUAAAUGGCGAUGAUCUGUCGGCCCAAAAUACGAACGAUGAACUGUCGAUUGCGGGCAUUAAUUCCAUUCUGUCUAAAGAACACGGCCAUAAAUUCCACACACUCCAAAUUCUGCAGCAUGUAGACAAGGAUGUGUGCUGUGUGGCCAGCUGGGACUCGUCCAUGCACGACAGCCAGUGUCUGAAUCGAGUGACCGAAGCCAAUGAGCGCAUCUAUCUGAUAUUGCGCACCACAGUGCGUCUCUCCCAUCCGGCGCCCAUGGAUUUGGUGUUGCGCAAACGGCUGAGCAUUAACAUCAAAAAGGGCCAAACGUUAACUGAUCGUCUGAAGAAAUUCCGCCUGGUGCGCGGUGAGAAUGCCAUUUGGCAGAGCGGCGUGACAUACGAACUGGUGUCCAACAUUCCAAAAGCUUCCGAGGAACUCGAAGAUCGCGAAUCGCUGGCACAGUUGGCGGCCAGCGGCGAUGAUUGCUCGGCCAGUGAUGGCGAAACCUACAUAGAAAAAUACACACGUGGUGUGUCGGCGGUGGAGAGUAUAUUGACUCUGGAUCGUUUGCGUCAGAAUGUGGCCGUUAAGGAGCUGGAGACGGCCCAUGGACAGCCGCUGUCAAUGCGCAAAACAGUCAGUGUGCCGAACUUUUCGCAGGCGGUCAAAGAAACCACCAAUACCGGGAGUAUCAUGCGAUUCGAUGCUUCGAUGGAGUCACUCCUCAAUGUCGGACGUUCCGAGUCGUUUGCGGAUCUCAAUAACACAGCCUUGGGCAACAAAUUUCAGCCAGCUCAUAGUGGCGGCGCUAUUCGUAAUCGGCACAGUUUUGGCGGCAAGGGAAGCAGCGACGAAUCACCGGGGAAACCAUUUGGCAUUGCGCGCCCAACAUUUUUGAAUCUCAAUUUGAACUUGAACACAUUGAGAAUUCCGCCAACGAAACCUUCGCCGGCCACAAGCAAAUUGCUGGGCAUGCGUAUGACAACCUUGCAUGAGGAGCCGCUUGGUGGACACCGAUCACUUGAUGAGGAGCCCGAGGAUAGUUACAGCGAUUCGGAGUACGCUGCCGAAUACGAACAGGAGCGCAAUCAACGCAAUAACUUUGCCACACGAUCCCGUUUAACUGCCUCCAAAACCAUGGACUCGUUCAUGGACGUCAGCAGCAAUUCGGGCCACAGCUAUUUAAGCUACACGUCUAGUGCCAAUGCCAACAUGAAGCAUUUGACAGGACUGGCCACGCCCAGCAUGAGUUCUUCAACUAGCAGCGGCUAUGGCUCGCAGGCCGUGUCGUGCAAUAAUCUGAGCAAUGAGGAUAUAACUUCGCUACGUUCCAUGAGCAUUGAUGAGACACCAGAUUUUGAUCGCAUUAACUCCAAUUCGCCACCCAAUCGCCAGACCCGUGUCAAUCCCUUCCUUAAGGACAUGCCAAAAGCCAGCUGCAAAGCGCACGAGACUCCUGAAGCACAGCCACAGCAGCAAGCCAAUCUUGGAGCAGAGACGAAGAGGCUGCAAAGGGCACACACGCAUCCACUGGCAGAAGAAACUGCACAAAGCGAUGAGGAGGAACAGUACGCAAUGGCGAAAGACAACAACGAGCAACAACAAAAUAAUACCAUUAACAACAAUAAUAACAGCAAUAGCAGCAACGAUAAGACGGCGCAAGAAUCAUUUAAUGACAAUCAGAAUGGUAAUAAAUUGGCAGAUACCGCCAACGAAGCAACAGAAAAAGCGACAGAGCAGCUUGAAGGUGACGGCAUUGUCCGAGAGGAACUACCAGUCGGUGUCGUUGUGCAUCGAAAAAAGACGCCGCCUCAACAUGUGAACAACAACAACAGCAGCACACGAAUAAAUCAACAACGCGCCUCUCUGGCCAAAAUGGAGGGUCUGGCAUCCUCAACAUCAUACAUAGACACGAAAAUGACAAACAGCAUGGAACUGGAAGACGACGGCACAGUGACGGAGCUGACGCUGCCCGACUGGAUUGUUGUGGGCGAAUCGGUGUUAAUACGGCCCUACAAUACCAGUGGCGUUAUAAGCUUUAUAGGCACAACACACUUUCAGCCCGGCGCUUGGAUUGGCGUGGAGUUGGACACACCGACUGGAAAGAAUGAUGGCACCGUCCAGGGCAUUCAGUAUUUCCAAUGCAAACCCAAGCAUGGUAUAUUUGUGAGAGCUGACAAGCUGUUACUUGACAAGCGAGGCAAGGCAAUGCGGGCCUACAAAGCUGCUGAAAAGACGAUCAGUAAAGAGAGUAACGCCUCGAUGCCACGAUCUAAAAGCCGCACUGAAGCGCUGAAUGUGUCGGCGCGCAAAUGAUUGUAUCCGAAGUGUUCGCAUCAGUUGCAGCGUUGGGCUAAUUGCAGGCAAUCGACGCUGGCCACCGCAACGUGCAGCUCUGCCAACAAUGUGGCGAUCACUCCACGAGCUGGAGCUAGAGCGCUAACACCGCAGACCUGUCAUAGAUUGCGUGCAACCAGCAGCGCUGCCGAUGCGAAUACCAAUACUAGUACCACACCACAUAGUUGCAGUAGCAGCCAGAAUGCGCCCACGAUGCGUAGACAUAGCAAGAAGCAGUGCUAUGCCGCCAAUCGACGCUCGACCGCAUUCUAGAUGAAUUCAAUAAUCAAGCAUCAAGCAACGAACAACGAGCAUAAAUAACUGCAAUAAUAACUACAUACAUGAUAGCUAACUAACUAACUAACUACAUAAUAGCUUACUUAAUCUUAAUCUAUGCCGCCACUCAAUUGCCAGAUAGUUGGCACUCGCGCCCAAUACACUGCAUGCUUCUAGCUUAAGGCGGUGUCUACAGCAAUUCUAGAUGCCCACUUAAAAACUAAGCUAAAUGUUUGCGUAAGGUGUACUAAAUACUAAUGCUUAUUAGUAUGUGCAAUAUAACGAACACUACCUGCACACUCCUAUAUCUUACACUUUAUAUCUCCUAUGAAUGUUUAUUGUUUGCCAAUGAGUUUAAAUUCUUGUUCUCUUUCGUACUGUCAAAUUAAUUAUGAUGUUUAAUUUACGUAACGUUUAUUUCUGUAUGUACGAAUCUUCCUUUCGUCAAUGUGACUUGGUUAAAUAUGAGCUUAUUUUAAUUGUUAUCGACUAUAUAAGAAACUUUUGUAUAUACAUAUAUUAUAUAUUUACUAUAUUUGCAAUAUUUUUUCUACUUUAGUUAUAAAUAGAAUUCUUUUUUGAGCGUUUACUUUCAAUUUAGAGCAUUUAUGUAUGAACACAAACAGAAAUUAGUUAGUUAUACACAGCUACGAUGUUUUAAUUGGACAUAAUUUUUUUAUUUACGCAUUUAAUGUCACAUUCCGUGCUUAUGAAAUUCCCGUGGGAGAGUAUGGGGGAAUGGAAUUCAUUAAUGAGCGGAAUCACAUGAAUGUAGAAUGUAAACAUAUGUGUAAAUUGUAUUAUUUGAUGUGAUGUAUUUAUAAUUUAUCCGUGUAUUUAAAUAAAAUUGAUUGAUUUUGCUACAUAUACACACACACA
Scaptodrosophila lebanonensis is the source of this 8246-nucleotide messenger RNA. It is a transcript of the gene Khc-73, whose product is annotated as kinesin-like protein KIF13A. NCBI's taxonomy places the organism in Eukaryota, Metazoa, Arthropoda, Insecta, Diptera, Drosophilidae. Gene Ontology annotation, cellular component: microtubule; kinesin complex. Gene Ontology annotation, biological process: cytoskeleton-dependent intracellular transport; microtubule-based movement. The record is from RefSeq and is a predicted model, not a curated record. Gene Ontology annotation, molecular function: ATP hydrolysis activity; microtubule motor activity; ATP binding. Bases 1275 to 7070 code for a protein of 1931 amino acids. The transcript has 18 exons.